Ostreobium quekettii is the source of this 357-nucleotide messenger RNA. Lineage: Eukaryota; Viridiplantae; Chlorophyta; Ulvophyceae; Bryopsidales; Ostreobiaceae. The record is from the annotation of a GenBank genome assembly.
AUGGUGUUCAUGCGAUUGUCCUUAUUUGACAAGCGGUGGGUUAUUGCUACGCAAGCAGCUUGUGAACACGAGGCAACAGGGCCUGGAGUAGCCAGAACAAUUAAGGUCUUUUGCUUGUCAUGCCAGUUGCAUGUUACCUGUCUCAACAGUGCACCUGUGCUUGUGGAAUACAUUAAAUUGGUUGCCAAAAGGACAUAUUUUUCAGGGCUUCAAAGCAAAUCGCGAUUCCUUGGAGUUUAUGGAAUCGCCCACGCCAACAGGCUAUUUGUUAUUUGUUCUGCAAUGGCAGUCAAAUCCUGUAUUGCUGUGUGCGCUAAUGUCUCCACUUUUUCAAAAGUGCUGUGCGAAACACGGUGA